Messenger RNA from Oenanthe melanoleuca, 2385 nucleotides. It is a transcript of the gene WSB1, whose product is annotated as WD repeat and SOCS box containing 1. Bases 183 to 1448 code for a protein of 421 amino acids. Gene Ontology annotation, molecular function: protein binding. NCBI's taxonomy places the organism in Eukaryota, Metazoa, Chordata, Aves, Passeriformes, Muscicapidae. Gene Ontology annotation, biological process: intracellular signal transduction. The record is from RefSeq and is a predicted model, not a curated record. The transcript has 9 exons.
GAGCAGAGCGGAGCAGGGCAGGGCGGGCACAGCCGCACGGGGCAGAGCCGCUCGGAGCCGCUCCCCCAGCCCGGCCCGGCCCCGCUCCCGCCCCGCCCCGCCGCCCGCCGCCGCCAUCUUGCCCACCCGCGCCCGCCCGUCCCGCUCCGUGGCAGUCCCGUCGCUCCUCAGGCCGCCCGUCCAUGGCCAGCUUUCCCCCGAGUGUCAACGAGAAGCUCAUCGCUCGGGCGCGCACGGUCGGAGAGCUCCUGGCCCCCACGUCUCCCUUCGACAAGAAGUGCGGCCGCGAGAACUGGACGGUCGCGUUCGCCCCCGAUGGCUCGUACCUGGCGUGGUCACAGGGACACCGCGUAGUGAAGCUGGUCCCCUGGGCGCAGUGCCUCAACAACUUCCUGCUGCACGGCACGAAGAAUGGCGCGGACGCCGUCGGCGCGCGGCCGCCGCGGCCGGGCAGCGAGAGCAGCCCCAGGAACAAGCCCUGUGAGCACGUCAUCGACUGCGGGGACAUCGUGUGGAGCCUGGCCUUCGGCUCCUCGGUGCCCGACAAGCAGAGCCGCUGCGUCAACAUCGAGUGGCACCGCUUCAGGUUCGGCCAGGAGCAGCUGCUGCUUGCCACCGGCCUCAACAACGGCCGCAUCAAGAUCUGGGAUGUCUACACAGGAAAACUCCUCCUUAACCUGAUGGACCACACAGAAGUCGUCAGAGAUUUAACCUUUGCCCCCGAUGGCAGCCUGAUUCUUGUGUCUGCAUCCAGAGACAAAACCCUGCGAGUGUGGGACCUGAAGGAUGAUGGAAACAUGAUGAAGGUGCUGAGAGGCCAUCCGAACUGGGUGUAUGGCUGUGCAUUCUCUCCAGACUCCUCCAUCCUCUGUUCUGUUGGAGCUAGUAAAGCAGUUUUCCUCUGGGAUAUGGAUAAAUACUCCAUGUUACGGAAACUUGAAGGCCAUCACAAUGAUGUUGUAGCUUGUGAGUUCUCUCCUGAUGGAGCAUUACUGGCUACUGCAUCUUAUGAUACUCGAGUCUAUGUCUGGGAUCCACAUACUGGAGUGAUCCUUAGGGAGUUCGGGCACCUGUUCCCCCCGCCCACGCCCAUCUUCGCGGGCGGCGCCAACGACCGCUGGGUGCGCGCGGUGUCCUUCAGCCACGACGGGCUGCACGUGGCCAGCCUGGCCGACGACAAGAUGGUGAGGUUCUGGAGAAUCGAUGAAGAAUACCCUGUACAAGUUGCACCUCUGAACAAUGGGCUCUGCUGUACUUUCUCUACCGAUGGCAGUGUUCUGGCUGCAGGGACCCAGGAUGGCAGUGUGUAUUUCUGGGCCACCCCGAGGCAGGUGUCCAGCCUGCAGCACCUGUGUCGCAUGGCCAUCCGCAGGGUGAUGCCCACCAGCCAAGUCAGGAGCCUGCCCAUCCCCUGCAAAGUGCUGGAGUUCCUCUGUUACCAGAUCUGAGUUAUUUGAGAAGGAAACCAACAACUGGGAGGUGGCCCAGCUGCUGAAACUGGCUACAAACACUUUACAGAAUCCUCAAACUGUACAGCCUUUAAGCUUAAAACUCUACAGGUUUUCAAGAGCUAUUUAAAGUGAUAACCUAAAAUACUAUUUUAUCAAAAUGCCUCACAGGUAAUUUUUUUACUAUUUAUAGAAAACACAGUAGAAGUAUUCCUGGUGUUCUCAGUUUUCUAAAAUAUAACUGUGAAAACAUGUACAUACAUAGACAUAAGCUGCUACAUGUUAUCAAUGUACCUUUAAGAAUUGCUUGUAUGAUUUUUCAUGUGUCUCAUGUAUAUAUUGCUUUGGUAGAGCCAUGAUGCAUCUGAGCUGUAAGUGGAAGGACAGCUGUUCUGGCACACUGAGAUAGGAAAACUAUUGACUUUCAGAGCAGUUAAGCUUCCUUCUGUACAUUGGCUGGGGUCCAGGAAGCUGCCCCCAGGUCAGACUUUGUGCUAGUUUAUUUGUGAGGAGGUACAGAGUGGCUUUGUAGAGAGCAGUGUGAGGAAGAGCAGGAGGUUAAAAGGGUUGCAGAGUAUCCAAUGUAACCCGUGUCAGCUGAAGGCCUUAUGCUCCAUAGCAGCAAACCAGGUGAAAUUUCAGUAUUGGGCAGUGUUAGAGAACCAUUUCCUUACAUUUCUGAAAAUCUGACUACUGUAUUAUUGCCUGAUACUGUGUCUGUAAUGAGAGACAUUAACAGACUCAGUUUAUUAUCCUUUAACCCUAUAAUAUCUGUUUGGGGGUGAUUAUUGGUUAAUGGCCAAAGAUAAGCAAAAUACUUGGUUUUGCCUUCUGUUAUUUAUCUGUACCUGCAGAUAUAAAGAAUGUAUGCAUUGCAUAAAAUGCCUGAUUAUAUAUAUUUUUGUUGAAUUUUGUAUUAAAAACUUGUAUAAAAGUU